Molecule: messenger RNA, 1652 nt
Organism: Solenopsis invicta (red fire ant)
Lineage: Eukaryota; Metazoa; Arthropoda; Insecta; Hymenoptera; Formicidae
Product: farnesyl pyrophosphate synthase-like
Exons: 5
Coding region: 259-1203 (314 amino acids)
Biological process (GO): trans, trans-farnesyl diphosphate biosynthetic process
Cellular component (GO): cytoplasm
Molecular function (GO): (2E,6E)-farnesyl diphosphate synthase activity; dimethylallyltranstransferase activity
Source: RefSeq, a predicted model, not a curated record
UAAAAUAAAUACUACAAAAUGAUGUAACAAAAUUUCUAAAAUAGCUAUAAACAAUUUAUAUAAAAAUUUUAAUCAAGAUAUUUAAUGAUAGCAAUAAUGUAAAAGUUUAUAAAAAUGUUAAGAAAUCUAAAAGAAAAGUGAAAAUGUAUAAAUAAAUAAAAAUAAUGAUAUUUUAUACCGUUAAGUGUUUUAAUAACAUAAAAGUAAAUCUAUAAUUAAAUUUAUAUUACCCAUAAAUUUGAACAAGCAUGCAAAUUAAUGCAUCUUUAUAUAACACAGGUAUUACAAUAUAAUGUCUCAAGAACAAAGCAUCUUCAUAGCUUAGCAGUAGUUUAUGCUUAUAAAUCGAUAGCACCUAGUGAACAGCAGACAGAAGAUAACAUUCGCUUAGCAAGGAUUUUAGGAUGGUGUGUGGAAAUGACGUUGGCCUUUAUGGUCAUAGUCGACGACAUUGUAGAUCAGUCGAUGUUACGCCGAGGCAAACCAUGUUGGCAUCGAUGUGAUGAGACAGGUUUAAUGGCAAUCAAUGAUGCUUUAUUGAUAGAGAGCAGUUUGUAUUAUUUAAUUCAAAAACACUUCAAAGGGAAAGAAUGUUACAUAAAUUUAGUAGAAACAUUUCAACAGGUUCUAUUUGAAUCACAAAUAGGCGAAUUUUUGGAUAUGGUCUCGUCUUCGAAGAAACUUAAUCUGGAUCAAUUUACAAUAAAUCGACGUAAUUCCAUCGUUCAAUCCAAAACAGAAAAAAUAACAUUUUUACUGCCAGUAUUUCUAGCAGUGCAUUAUGCUGGAAUCGAAAAAGUUCGAGAUAUGGUGAAGCAAUUAGAAACUAUCUUGUUAGAGAUGGGGCAUUUUUAUCAAGUCCAAGACGAUUGUUUAGGUUGCUUUUUCGAUGGUUUGCGCAAAGAUAGUACUGAUAUAGAAGAAGGAAGAUGUACGUGGUUAAUUAUUAAAGCUCUUGAACGCGUCACUCCGGAACAGCGUAAAAUUUUAGAAGAAUGUUACGGAGUUUCGGAUCCGGAGAAAGUAAAACGCGUAAAACAGCUCUAUAUUGAUUUGGAUUUGCAGAAUGCUUAUUUUAAAUACGAAAAAGAAACAUAUAAUGCAUUAAGUGCACUCAUACAGAAAAUAUCAUGCAAAAAUUUACAAAAUUUUUUCAUGGGUUUAUUAGGGAAGAUUUAUGGCAGACGAAUCGAUUUUAAUUAAACAUGUCUUAAAUACUACUAUUUUAAGUAAGUAUUUGUUUUAAGCAUAUUUAACCAUGAAACAUGUUUAAAAGGGAUUUUUUAUUUUAAAAUAACAAUACUUAUUAUCUUCUGCAAAUUUUGUAGAUUUAAAGAUUCUUUAUUUGUACAAAUAUGAGAAAAUGGAUUAUUGAAGGAAAUAAAAUCUUUAAAUCUGCAAAAUUUGCAAAAGAUAAUAAAUAUUGUUAUUUUAAAUAUUGGUGUUCAGUUGUUCAAUGGGUACUGGGUAAUUAGGUAUAUGUGUAGCACAGCAAAAAAGCUAUUUUUCAAUUCUCUUUUGAAGACUAAAGGUUUAUUUUCUAUUCCUGCACUCGAAAUUCCCUUUUUGCUACUUUUCAAACAUAGAUCUACUUCACAUUAAGUGCACACUAGUUCAGAAAUUUCAGAAACAGAAAACAAACCUAAAUCUUU